Molecule: messenger RNA, 2393 nt
Organism: Beta vulgaris subsp. vulgaris (sugar beet)
Lineage: Eukaryota; Viridiplantae; Streptophyta; Magnoliopsida; Caryophyllales; Amaranthaceae
Product: heat shock cognate 70 kDa protein 2
Exons: 2
Coding region: 240-2186 (648 amino acids)
Biological process (GO): protein refolding; cellular response to unfolded protein
Cellular component (GO): cytoplasm
Molecular function (GO): ATP binding; misfolded protein binding; heat shock protein binding
Source: RefSeq, a predicted model, not a curated record
GAACCUUUAAAAAACCGAUAGAUCAACAUCUGACGGUCAAGAAUCAAUAACGAGAACCUUCUCGAAACAAACCUCAGCUUCUUAUAAAAAAACCCUCGUUUCUCUUCUCUUACCCUCAAAUCACAUUAUACACACUUCUGCGAAAAAUUAACAUACAUUCACUUCGAAAUUCUCUGUAAUUUUCUCCAUUUUUGUUUCUCAACAGUUUUCUCUUUGUUUAAGUUUCAUCGAAGGCAAAAAUGUCUGGAAAAGGUGAAGGUCCAGCGAUCGGAAUCGAUCUUGGGACGACAUACUCGUGUGUUGGAGUAUGGCAGCAUGAUCGAGUUGAGAUUAUUGCAAAUGAUCAAGGAAAUAGAACGACGCCGUCUUAUGUCGCUUUUACUGAUACUGAACGUUUGAUUGGUGAUGCUGCUAAGAAUCAGGUCGCCAUGAAUCCUACCAACACUGUUUUUGAUGCCAAGCGUUUGAUCGGUAGGAGAUUUAGCGACCCGUCCGUGCAAAGUGACAUGAAACUAUGGCCUUUCAAGGUGAUUCCUGGCCCAGCUGACAAGCCCAUGAUUGUAGUCAACCACAAGGGUGAAGAAAAGCAGUUCUCUGCUGAAGAGGUCUCUUCAAUGGUUCUUACAAAAAUGAAGGAAAUCGCGGAAGCUUAUCUUGGCACAACCAUCAAGAACGCGGUGGUUACUGUCCCGGCUUACUUCAAUGACUCUCAACGUCAAGCUACCAAGGAUGCCGGUGUGAUUUCCGGACUCAAUGUUAUGCGUAUCAUCAACGAGCCUACAGCAGCUGCCAUUGCCUAUGGUCUAGACAAGAAGGCCACCAGCAGUGGGGAGAAGAAUGUGUUGAUUUUCGAUCUUGGUGGUGGUACUUUUGAUGUGUCUUUGCUGACUAUUGAGGAGGGUAUCUUCGAGGUUAAGGCGACUGCUGGUGACACUCACCUUGGUGGUGAGGACUUUGAUAACAGGAUGGUGAACCACUUUGUGCAAGAGUUCAAAAGAAAGCACAAGAAGGAUAUCAAUGGAAAUCCAAGGGCAUUGAGGAGGUUGAGAACUGCUUGUGAGAGGGCGAAGAGGACAUUGUCUUCUACUGCUCAGACCACCAUUGAGAUCGAUUCUCUUUAUGAAGGUGUUGAUUUCUACACCACUAUUACUCGAGCUCGUUUUGAGGAGUUGAACAUGGACUUGUUUAGGAAGUGUAUGGAGCCAGUUGAGAAGUGUUUGAGAGAUGCUAAGAUGGAUAAGAACAGUGUCCAUGAUGUUGUGCUUGUUGGUGGUUCAACUAGGAUUCCGAAAGUUCAGCAAUUGCUCCAGGAUUUCUUCAAUGGUAAGGAGCUUUGCAAGAGCAUCAACCCUGAUGAGGCUGUAGCUUAUGGUGCAGCUGUUCAGGCAGCAAUUUUGAGCGGUGAAGGCAAUGAGAAGGUGCAGGACUUACUCCUGCUUGAUGUUACUCCUCUCUCUCUUGGACUGGAGACGGCUGGGGGAGUUAUGACUGUGCUUAUCCCAAGAAACACCACCAUUCCCACAAAGAAGGAGCAGGUGUUUUCUACAUACUCGGAUAACCAACCGGGUGUGUUGAUUCAGGUCUUCGAGGGUGAAAGAACCAGAACUCGCGAUAACAAUCUACUUGGCAAGUUUGAGCUGACAGGCAUUCCUCCGGCACCAAGAGGUGUACCUCAGAUCAAUGUCUGCUUCGACAUUGAUGCUAAUGGUAUCCUCAAUGUCUCUGCUGAGGACAAGACCACAGGGCAGAAGAACAAGAUUACUAUUACAAACGACAAGGGAAGGCUGUCCAAGGAAGAGAUUGAGAGAAUGGUCCAGGAAGCAGAGAAAUACAAGUCGGAGGAUGAAGAGCACAAGAAGAAAGUGGAGUCGAAGAAUGCCCUUGAGAAUUAUGCUUACAAUAUGCGGAACACUAUCAAGGAUGAAAAGAUCAGUUCCAAAUUGUCGGAAGCUGACAAAAAGAAGAUCGAGGAAGCAAUUGAGCAAGCUGUUCAGUGGUUGGAUGGAAACCAGCUUGCCGAGGCAGAUGAGUUCGACGACAAGAUGAAGGAACUGGAGGGCAUUUGUAACCCUAUCAUAGCGAAAAUGUACCAAGGUGGUGCUGAUAUGGGUGGUCAGAUGGAUGAAGAUGGUCCUGCUCCUGGUGGUGCAAGUGGUGCUGGUCCUAAGAUUGAGGAGGUUGAUUAAAUGGAUGUUCUUAUGGUCUCUUAGUCUUUUAUUUAGUGUACUUUCAUGCUUGUAAUAAUAAGUAGAAUCUAGGAGUGUGGUUUGGGGAAUACUUUCUUUGUUUUUGGAUGUUAAUUGUAGGUUGGGCAGUAAACUAUGCUUUUCUGCCUGAGUUACUUUUUAUUUUGUUAACAAUUUCAAAAAUGAAAUCUUUUUAGUUCCCCUUAA